AUGGCCGCGAUACAGAAUUUUAAGAACUUCCUGCGCCAUGGCAAGCAGGCCCGCCAGAAUGCUGAGCCGACGACCAAUGUCUCCAAUGUGCACGCCCAGUCCCAACAUCAACGGUACAACCAGCAUCCGGAUCCAGUACAUCAUGGCAUCUCAGAACCCGCAAUGGACCACAAGCCCCUUCAACACCAGGCUGCUCCCCACGGCGACUUUUCCGUCGGCGCUGGCGCUGGCGACAACCGCAACAUUGCCGCUCAAGCCGGCGACGCUGCAGCCCACGCCGCAGGUAACCAGCAAAAGAAGCAGAACGCAGCCAAGAAUGCCGGUGUAGACCCUUCUGUCCUUGAGCGUAUCGUCGCCGAAGAGCGCGAGGCCAAGGGUAAGCUGCCCAGGUAUCCUGGCCUCGAGAGGUGGACACUACUGGAAAAGAUGGGCGACGGCGCCUUCAGCAACGUAUACCGUGCACGAGACACUACCGGCCAAUGGGACGAAGUCGCCAUCAAGGUCGUGCGUAAGUUUGAGAUGAAUUCACAGCAGAGAGCGAACAUCCUCAAGGAAGUACAAAUCAUGCGCCAACUAGACCACCCCAACAUCGUCAAGCUCAUCGACUUUUCCGAAUCACGACAGUACUACUACAUUGUACUCGAGCUGUGCCCCGGAGGCGAACUGUUCCACCAGAUCGUCCGUCUGACGUACUUCUCCGAGGACCUUUCCCGCCACACCAUCAUCCAAGUCGCCAAAGCUCUGCAGUACCUGCACGAAGAGGCAGGUGUUGUACAUCGAGAUAUCAAACCCGAGAACCUUCUGUUCUACCCCACUCCAUUUGUCCCUACGCGCAACCCAAAGCCCAGGGGUCCUGACGACGAAGACAAGGCCGAUGAAGGCGAGUUUGUCAAGGGUAAGGGUGCUGGUGGAAUUGGUCUUAUCAAGAUUGCCGAUUUCGGUCUUAGUAAGGUCAUCUGGGACACCCAAACUAUGACACCGUGCGGUACCGUCGGUUACACUGCCCCUGAAAUCGUCAAGGACGAGCGUUACUCCAAGAGUGUCGACAUGUGGGCACUAGGCUGUGUGCUUUACACACUGCUUUGUGGUUUCCCUCCAUUCUACGACGAGUCUAUCCAGACUCUCACAGAGAAGGUCGCCCGUGGCCAGUACACUUUCCUCUCGCCAUGGUGGGAUGAAAUUUCCAAGUCUGCCCAGGACUUGGUUUCUCACCUUCUCACUGUAGAUCCUGAGAAGCGAUAUGACAUUAAUCAAUUCCUCAACCACCCAUGGAUACGGGAAGCCGACGAGCCGACAUACUCAGCUUACGACGCACCACCCCUGGCAACACCCGCUGCUGCCAAGAAGGAGCGACUUCAGCCAGACUUCUCACAUCUCGAGUCUCCAGGCGCUCGCCGCAUGGACUUCCGCUCGCCUGGUGCCGUCAACCUCCGAGAGGUAUUCGAUGUUAGUUAUGCUGUGCACCGACAAGAAGAAGAGGGCAAGAGAAAGAAGCAGUUCAAGCAAGGGUACCGCGGCGCCAACGCAAUGAACUCUCUCAACGCCCUCGACGAGAACGAGGACGACGAUGAGUUCGCCGCUGAGUCCGCACCAUACGAUCCAUCAUCACAACAUCCACCGGCCAAGCUUCCAAAAUCACAAGGUGCUGAUGUAUCCGGCAUGGAGCAGAAGCUGCGCAACACAACACUAUCCGCCGCCGCACAAGCACGUCAGCAACAAACAGCACCGCAACAACGUGGAUACGGUCAACACUCUCCAGCCGUUGCGGCCGCAGCUAAGCGCCAAGUCAAGAACAAGGGAGCGUUUGAGCUCAACAUGGACAGCUCAACACUACUCGGCCGCCGAAACAAGAAGGGCCCGGAGCCAAGCGGGCUAAGAAACAACAUCUCCGUCGGUGGAACAUGACAAUCAUCGUCGCUCGCAAAAGAUUGGUGAGGGUCAGGGUCGCGCAGUAGCGGCAUGGUGAGACGAUGUGUCAUGAUGGCGUUUUUGUGAUUUCUAUCUCCUUGAUCACUCAUUUCCUCCCCCUUGUCCGGUUACGAAUUUUGGUUAUAUCAUGUAUGCGAGAUGCCGAUCUCCUCUCAUGGCAUAGUUUAUGGUCACUUCUGUCCUCUUCUUGAAAUGCGGUACUUCGGACACGACAUAUAUGAGCAUGAGUAUGUCGUUUCUCAAGAGGAGGGACUCAUGCACGACUUGUUUUGGACUCACGGUGGGAAGGAAGUAACGGAUGCGAUAUAUGCCAUGAUACGGCAUCUUGUCGCACAGAUAGCAUGAAUGAUAGAUAAUGUUGAAAAGCUGCA
Pyrenophora tritici-repentis Pt-1C-BFP is the source of this 2300-nucleotide messenger RNA. Its product is annotated as SPS1, Serine-threonine protein kinase. Gene Ontology annotation, molecular function: calcium/calmodulin-dependent protein kinase activity; ATP binding. NCBI's taxonomy places the organism in Eukaryota, Fungi, Ascomycota, Dothideomycetes, Pleosporales, Pleosporaceae. Gene Ontology annotation, biological process: protein phosphorylation; cellular response to oxidative stress. The record is from RefSeq and is a predicted model, not a curated record.